Molecule: messenger RNA, 1020 nt
Organism: Nerophis lumbriciformis (worm pipefish)
Lineage: Eukaryota; Metazoa; Chordata; Actinopteri; Syngnathiformes; Syngnathidae
Source: RefSeq, a predicted model, not a curated record
AUGGCGGCGCUCGGCAGAGCACGGGGCUUACUUCGAGGAUUCUCUUGGUUGCAAAAUGUUCAAAGAAGCAAAAACAGGCUAGUUAAAUGUAGCACUAGGACUUUUUGCGGCGAUCCCCAAGACACUGUGCAAAACAAUGCAAAACCCCAGUUCACAGAUCCAGUUGUGCAGGACAUUCUCACCAGGAUAACGGGUCUGGACUUGCAGAAGGUUUUCCGACCACUUAAACAAGAACUGAAGCCGCCUGUAUACAAACUCAUGACUGAUGAACAGCUGGAGCAGGCGGUGAAGUUGGCCACACAGAAGGCUCAAAAUCUUUUGCAAAUGCCGCCUGUUUUACCUGAAAGGAAGCCCAUCAGUGAUGUACUGUCUGUGGACAAGAUUCUGGAAGGCAUGGACACAGCUAAAUAUGUUUUCACGGACAUUACUUACAACAUUCCACACAGGGAAAGGUUCAUAGUUGUCAGGGAGACAGACGGCACUCUGAGAAAAGCCACCUGGGAAGAAAGAGACCGGCUCAUUCAGGUGUACUUCCCUAAGGAUGGCCGGAAAAUCGCACCACCUCUUCUCUUCAAUGACGAGAACCUAAAGAUGGUGUUCUCGCAAGACCGUCAUGAGGAUGUAUUGGACCUUUGUCUGGUCCAAUUUGAACCUGACUCCUCACAGUAUAUCAAAGUGCAUGCUGCCACCUAUGAGGAUCUGGACAAACAUGGGAAAUAUGAGCUUCUUCAUUCUACCCGGCACUUUGGAGGAAUGGCUUGGUACCUAGUCAAUGCUCGCAGGAUUGAUGGCCUCAUUGUGGACAUGUUGAAAAAGGAAUUAGUGCAGGAUGCAGUAAGCCUUGUGUCCCUCUUCCACCUGGUCCACCCUCACAGCGAGUCGGCCCUGGAGGCUUCUAGACAUCAGGCCACAGAUACUGACCUUCUCAAGAUCUAUGCCCAGAAGGAAUCCCAGAGGUCUGGCUACAUCGAGUUGGCCUUGCAGGCAUAUGAACAGACUGUAUCAAACAGCACUGCUUAA